Molecule: messenger RNA, 2018 nt
Organism: Symbiodinium natans
Lineage: Eukaryota; Dinophyceae; Suessiales; Symbiodiniaceae
Source: the annotation of a GenBank genome assembly
AUGGUGCCUCGGCGAGAACCUGGCGAGUUGCGUCGUGUUUAUGCUUCCAUCAAGCGAUGCAGCGCGCGAGGCACCUGGCACUGGCUGGUUGAGUAUGAUGCCAAUAUCGCGAUAGACCUGCAUAGGUUAGGGCCGUUCUUGCGACAGCGCAGCCAGCAGGCCCUGGCUCCCAAGCUGAUCAAGUUGCAUCGCGUUAUGCUGAACUGGGGCUACCAUAAGGAGUGUCCUGGUGAUGCCUUUGAUUGCUUUGAGACAGAAGUGACCAGCAUGCUCACAGAACGGAUCCAGUAUGUAGCCUCUUCAAAAGAGAAUGUCGUCAGAUGGAAGGAACUUCUUGAAAAAAUGCACCUGGGCCAAUUGACGCAUGCUGGCCGGACGUACUCGCCGCCGGACUAUUAUGAAACAAACGUGAUAUUUCGCAACCUCAAGCACACUCGGGCCCACAAAGUGAGAGAUGCUUUUGAGAAGACGUUUCUCAAGUGCCAUGAGAUUCAGCGGGAUCAGUUUCUUCUGCCGUUUUUCCUUUGGCAGGACGAGCUGAACGAGCACACCAAGGCAGAGCCCAUUCACACCUUGGUGGAAGAGCUGGGGUACUGCAUGGUCGACACGCACAGCGAGGACAGCAGAUGUCCGCGCAUGAUCGUGCAUGUGGUGCUCUUGCAGUUGCAGAUAGACCGUGAGCUGAUCGAGAAAGCCCUUGAGGGCUCCAAGGUGGUCGCCAGUUUGCCUGGAAAGGAGCUGGAACGCUUGUUGAAGUACUUCCAAAAGGUCAAUCUCCAAGCAGGCGAAACCCUGAUGAAGGUGGGUGACGAAGUCAGUGAUGAUGAGCCAGGGCUAUUUGUGACGAAGAGUGGUCUCUUGGACGUGUACGUCCCGGAUGGUGAAGAAGAGAAGAAGGUCUUCACUUAUGAGAAGCGCGGGUCGGUGGUUGGUGAGUUGGCAGUACUUUUUCGUGCCCCUCGUGCUGCCACGGUUAAGGCACGCACAGAUGCCGUUCUUUGGAGCGUGGACCGAAAGUCCUUCGAGGCUUGUGGUGGUCGCUCCGAAGGCUCCAUGGCAAGGAUGAACCAGAACCCGGAUGCGCUGCUGGCAUCAGGGGCAGCUGCUGGUGUCGCUGCCGGCUUCAAUGCCCCCAUUGCGGGCAUCUUCUUCGCUUCCGAGGUGGUCAGACCAGCUGAUGACAACCAGUUGGACCUUACGACGAGGCUCUUGGCUGCUGCAGUGAGCGCUGCCGUCGUGCAGUCCUAUCUUCCGGGUGGACCAGCUAUCAAGACGAGUGAGUUCGCAUGGGAAGGGGGCAACAUUGAGCUAGUGUUCUUCCUCUUGCUGGGUGUGUCGACAGGCUUCAUGGCGUAUAGCUACAAGAAAAUUGCCGCACUUGCACGUGAUGUGGCAUCCUUUCUUGGCGAAAGUGGCUGGCCGACUAUUUUGCUACCAGUCGCAGGUGCUCUGAUGACUGUUGUGCUCUCCCUGGCGGUCAACUCCCGUGUGCAGUUCGAUGGCUUUGGGGCAGUUAACGAAGUGCUGAAAGACGCCUCGCAGCCGCUGACCCUGGCGAACACCGACCUUGGGCCGCUGCUGCAGGAGCGCGGCUCUACGGGUCUAUUUGGUGCAGCGACACUAUUGAUUCUGAUGGCAGUCAAAGUUGUGGCAACGACCUUCUCUUCCGCAACUGGUCUUGUGGGAGGUACGUUUGCUCCCUCCAUCUACAUCGGUGCAUGCUUGGGGGGCGCCCUUGGGCGACUUAUUGAGGGCUCCAUGAUGGCUCAUUCGGCCACCUCAACGUACAUUGUGGUGGGCAUGGCCUCAAUGCUUGCUGCGAACUGCAGCGUUCCUAUCACGUCUGUGGUUCUUGCGGUGGAGCUGGCAGGUGGUGCCAGUUACGAGGCCACGCUACCUCUAAUCACAGGGAUUGGCGUGGCACUUUAUGUCUCAGCGGUGCUGCUGCCGGCACUUCUGGAUGGCCUGGACCGAAAGUCGGCACUGACGAGGCAAGUGAUCUCGGUUGCUCAUGCAAG